This is a messenger RNA of Galendromus occidentalis (western predatory mite), 1500 nucleotides long. RefSeq lists its product as uncharacterized. The coding region runs from base 1 to 1500 and encodes 499 amino acids. The transcript is spliced from 8 exons. NCBI's taxonomy places the organism in Eukaryota, Metazoa, Arthropoda, Arachnida, Mesostigmata, Phytoseiidae. The record is from RefSeq and is a predicted model, not a curated record.
AUGGAAGAUACGGUCGUCCAGAUAGGAGCGCAAUUAUUCACCGCCGCUACUUCGAAAAAGAAGAAAACCGUGAAAGCCAAGACCGAGAUUGCAAUUGAGCUCGAUGAGAAGUCUGAGCUCUCCAAAACAAAGGAAAAGUCCCCGCUACCUGGACCCUCCAGCGCCAGCGAAGCAACGGCAACGAAGACUCUCGAGCCCCAGCUCAGCUCCGAAGAGGAAGACGAGGAGGACGAGGCUCUCAGUGAGAGACUCGGCAUCAAACGCAAUGACAUCGUCUGGGUGAAGCAGGGUCAGAAUGUAUUCUGGCCCGGACUGGUCCUGAAGAUAUUGAACCGGGGUCUGCGAGGCAAAGCGAGGACCAAUACCAUUCAAAUGCGAGUUUUCCUCAUACACAACGGCUCAAAGCUCACCGUACAAUCCACUAAAGUGGAGAGUUUCGAUUCGCCGAAUCGCAAAGAGUUCCUCGAGACCGGCCAGAAACAAAAGGCCGCGUUGGCUACCGAGCACGCCCGAGCUGCUCAGAAAGCUGACAAGUUCCUACGCGAGAGAGUCUUGGGUGUCAAUAUCGACCCAGUGCGUUUCUUCUGUCUCGGGGAAACGAAGGUCAUCCAGGAACACGAGAGCUCUUCAUCCGAGGACGACGAACCACCGGAAGAGCAAGUCGGAAUUCCUCAGUGGGAAUUACCCUCAAUUGAAGAUCUCUCGGCGGCCGAAAAGAAAUCGAGUGCCGCGCGACAAGCCUGGAUAAAGAAUUCGAAGGAUUCUCGUAGAGCUUCCAACCAAGCGUUGGUAGAGUUCAUCACCGGAGGCAAAGUUGGAGCCCAUCUUGUAGGCCUCUACCGAGGAACCGUCCCGUCUCGGAGGCACGACCAUUACACGAGUGAGGACAAUGAUCUCCGUCAAAAACUCAAACGUAGCUCCUGGUGGGGUCCGAUCGAUGAUCAGCUGCAACAGGAAGCCAUUUUCGAGUACUGCCACGAUGUGAUCGAACGUUCUAAGGAGGUUGGAGUAGUCAAAGGGUUGGACACGAUCAAAUACGCUUUCGAGGUUUUCUGUCCUGAGGCCAUUACCAAGGCGAUCUGCAAGCUUGCCAUGGUCGAUAUGGAGACGGCUGCAGAAAUCUUCGAAAAAGGUGCCCAAAUCGUGAGGGCAUGCGAAGCUCUCGAACAGCCUGAAGCCGAGGCUGUCGAACCCGUCGAAGAGGAGAGUCUUGAGCGAGAAAAAGCCAUUGUUGAAACUGAGGAGGAAGUUCCGGGACGAGAGACACCGGCCGCCGAGGAAGCUGUCGUCGAUGAAGUCCUCGAAGGAACGGUCGAAGCCGAAGAGACCGUGAAAGCGGAGACCGAGGAGAAGAUGACCGCUGAGCCUGAGCCAGAUGUUGUCCCAGCAGAAGCCGAGGAGGGACCAUCAGAGAACCUCGAUACAGGCGAAGUUGUUCGAGAAGAGCUAGAGAGACUGGGUGUGGACAGUGAUUUGCUCAAGGAGAUCGAACAGACAUAA